Capsella rubella is the source of this 243-nucleotide messenger RNA. RefSeq lists its product as uncharacterized. The coding region runs from base 1 to 243 and encodes 80 amino acids. The record is from RefSeq and is a predicted model, not a curated record. Lineage: Eukaryota; Viridiplantae; Streptophyta; Magnoliopsida; Brassicales; Brassicaceae. The transcript has 2 exons.
AUGACUAUGAGAAAGUGCAUUGUAUUGAUGUUGUUGGUGGCAGUGAUAAUAGCGACCAUUGGAAGAGAAGUAGAGGGACUCUCAUGCGAGGACAAGUGCAUGUUUAAGUGUGGUGGUCUUUAUGUCCCUGAAGAUACAUGCAUCAUUCCAUGUAUACGUGAGCAUUGCCACAAACCACCAAGUCAUCCAUUUCAAUCACGGAAGAAGGAGGCUGUCGUAGGAAUGAGAAACAUUAGAGAGUAG